Molecule: messenger RNA, 2692 nt
Organism: Dioscorea cayenensis subsp. rotundata (Guinea yam)
Lineage: Eukaryota; Viridiplantae; Streptophyta; Magnoliopsida; Dioscoreales; Dioscoreaceae
Biological process (GO): maturation of LSU-rRNA; maturation of 5.8S rRNA
Cellular component (GO): preribosome, large subunit precursor; Las1 complex
Molecular function (GO): endonuclease activity
Source: RefSeq, a predicted model, not a curated record
UUUUUGACCCGCAGUGAAAGACUUUCUCCUCUCCUCUCCUCUCCUCUUCUUAGCCGGCAUCAGGCAUCUACCCUUCCCUGCCCGCCAUUUCAGGAACAGAUCACCUGCUUUUCUCCCUCCCUGUGAUAAUCUUUAAAAGUUCCUGGAAGACCACAUCCUUUUAACCAGAUUCUUUGGGCACCUGCGCUGAGCAUCGCUGGAGCACAACCAGCGUUCAAGCUGAGAUCUUUUCUCACUAGAAGAGAAGAGGAGGAUUUUGAACGAUGAUGGAGGAUAUGGUGAUGAUAGGAUUGAGGAAUGAGUUCAUGGCCGGGUACAAGCUUGUCCCGUGGUCUACCUGGGAACAGUGGAACUUUGUUCGCGAAUCAAUCUUCUCCUCCAAUCCUGAAUCAGUCGCUGCGGCUCUACGAAGGGUAGCAGCAUGGCGGAGCAGAGGUUGUCUUCCUGUUGCCAUUGAUGUUACGGCUGUCAUUGUUGAGAUUCAGUGUCAAGAUCCUUUUUUUAGGGAAGGGCUUCUGGAUGGUGCUCUGAGUUCGGAGGAGUUACUGGCCAUGCUGUAUUGCAUGGCCAUUGUUAGACUAGUGAAUGUGUUUGUUGAGCCUUUACAUAAGAAAACCAGACGCUCAAUUUCAGAAUUAGCUGAGGCCAUUGGUUUGCCAAGAGCUCUGAUUGAUAUUCGUCAUGAGAGCUCACAUCGCGAUCUCCCAUCACUUCAGCUAGUUCGUUUGGCUAGUGUAAAGGCCCUUGAUUGGCUGAAAUCCAAUUAUUGGGAGCCGCAGAGAAAAGCCAUUCCUGAUGUUCAAAAGGAAAUUAGGUGUAGACUGCGAGAGAUGAUACAUUAUAUAAAGGCAAAGUAUACUCAGAGAAUGAAAGCAAAACACAACACAAUCUUAGGUAGCCUAACAUCGAACAGGAUGCAGGCAUGGUUCUUGCACUUGGAUUUUAGUGAGCAAGAUUCAUCAGGUUCCAGAUCAUUGGAUAAAGAGCUCCUCAGUCAAUAUGAGUUUGGAUUGAUGUGCAAUAACUCAAGACUUUUAAUGGUACUUGUGAUGCUCAAUAGCAGGGAGCAUGCUGAUCAUGGGUUUGAAAUUUCCUGGUUUGCAAUAGUAGGACUAGGACUUGCAAGCAAAGGAAGAAAAGGGUAUAUCAUUGAUGAUAUUAAUGGAGUUUACCCUGAGAAAUAUCCUUUAUCUAGGUGCUCUUUCAGUAAAGUAAGACUUGAUUUUAAUAAACGAAUUUCUAAGAUAUCGAUAUCUGUUUGUCGGGUAUAUUCUGCAUAUCCUUCGGAUGUGGUGUCAGUGCUGAUGGAGAUUUUCCAGUUGCAUGUGUCUGAUUUUUCUGAUGUCACUGACAAGGAGAUUACUGAAGAUUCAGAUGUCCGGCACGAGCCCCUUAUAAAUUCCACGAGUGUUUUAAAGACAAUCAUUACCAAGUUGUCACAUAACAGGCCCAGAUUGUUGCUUAGCAUGCUGAAAAUAGUGCUCGAGAUGAUCAAAGACAUCCAUGAAAAGGGUCAAGAUCAUUUCCUGUCACCAUUGUCCGAGGCCAAGGUCUGCCAGAUUAAACAUCUUUCUUCUUUUGUUCCUUGGUUUCUCAUGAAUCUUAAAACAUUGAAAGAUUCUGGCCGUAUAGGACUUAUGGAGGAACUGAAACCAUUGGCAAGCAGAGAUGCUGUACAAACGGUUUCAUUAAAAAAACUUAUUCGGUUAUGCCUCUCGUUAUCAGCAGUGGGUGAUAAGCAUCUCCCUGAAUCUGUACUGCUACUUUCUGAUCUAUCUGGAAACACUAAUUUAACUGAAAGCCUCAAGAAGUUGCCACUGCCAUGCUUGCAUGACCGAGAUGCUGCAGAAUACUCUUGUUCAAGCAUGGAGAGUGUUAUCUUGCAGGAAGAAAUUGCAAUUAAGAAAGCAACUGAAAAAUUACAAUAUCUGAAGUUACAGUCAAGGAUCAGUAAUGCGAAAAGCACGGGGACAGAGGAUCAGGAUAAUGAUGUGGCAAAGAAUUCAGGGAUGCUGGCCAAGUCCUGGAUCCCAUGUCCAAUUGGUAUGCUACCUUGUUCAUUCAGUUCAACAUCAGUUCUCCCUGUCCUCGACAAAGCUGAUGAUGAUUGUCAGGGUACUAUCAUACCAGAAAACAACCAUGACAAGUUUGAAAAGGAUCACACUCCAAGAGAAAAAUCACAAAAUAAUAUCCAGUCUCCUGACACAGAAAAUGCAAUAAAAAAGUUGAGACUGACAACAGAGGAAAGAUCGUAUUCCAUAGAUGUGAUAAAUCCUAUGGAAGGUCGGUUAUUGAUCGAUGGAGUCUGGAAGAAGGUAGAUGAAGCGGAGUUUUUUGCCAUACAGUCUAAUAUCAGAACUUUUGUUCAAUGAAAAUAGCAUGCCUAUCAACAAUAGAAGAAUAUUAUCACUUCUAGAGCUCAAUCAACAAAAAGGUCAGUAACUGAAGGAGGCUGUGGAGCAUCUGGAGGUUAUCUUUUGUUCAAACAAUUUUCAUUUACUCUGAUGAGUAUUGAUGAUAUUGGACAAUAGAAAUGGGUGUAAAUUGAACUUUUGUGACUGUUGUUUUAAUCUGGAUGAACAUCACGAAAUUUAAUUUCUGUUAUUUUCGGAAACAAGAUUAGGAUGAAGCAUGUAAUAUUUAUGAGAAUAUUAGUACACAAUUGCUACAUUAUUCAGAGUUUUUUCAUAAA